GGAGGUGCUGGACUUGCUUGCGGUGGCUGCGGGAGAGAUAUCGCUGAAAGAUGGUAUCUGCGGGCCGCCGAUCGCGCUUGGCACUGCGGAUGCUUGAGAUGCUGUCAUUGCAGGGUUCCUUUGGCUGCUGAAUUGACUUGCUUCUCGAGGGAUGGAAAUAUUUACUGCAAAGAAGAUUAUUACAGAUUGUUCGCGGUCUCAAGAUGUUCACGAUGUCGAGCUGGAAUUUCCGCAACUGAACUCGUGAUGAGAGCCAGAGAAUUGGUAUACCAUGUGGCUUGCUUCGUCUGCGCAUCUUGCGGGGUGCCGCUUAAUAAAGGAGAUCACUUUGGACAACGUGAUGGUCUUGUUUAUUGCAGGCCACACUACGAAAUAAUUUGUUGUGCUGCUGACUAUGGAAAUACAGCCGGCAGCGUUGAAGACCUCGGCUCUCCAGAUGUAUCAUCCCUCACUGGGUAUUACAGCGCAAAUGAGCAAAGUCCUGUAGCCUCAGUUCAAAAGGGACGUCCACGAAAACGAAAACUCUCUGAAGUAUCCAGAUCCGAAAUGCCAGUAUCCAUGCGACUGGCUGCAGAGCUUAUGCAUCCCAAUGAAUUGUCAUCGUCAAUGGAAUCGCUGGCCGCGUAUGAUACAUCAGUCGGUUCUCCGGGACCAAUUCAUCAGAGUCAACGUACUAAACGUAUGAGAACGAGCUUUAAGCACCAUCAAUUACGUACAAUGAAGAGUUACUUUGCUAUAAAUCAGAACCCGGACGCAAAAGAUCUUAAGCAAUUGGCCCAAAAGACGGGAUUAUCUAAACGCGUUCUUCAGGUUUGGUUCCAAAACGCUAGGGCCAAGUGGCGUCGAAAUAUGAUGAGACAAGAGGGUAACGGUGGGAUCAAUAGUGUCGGAGGUAAUGGAACUGGAAGUGGAUGCCCUGGCACACCGGUUCCUUCAUCGACUGGGAACUCACCGAUUAUUGGACCAAGUGCUGCUGCGUUCCUAGGCGCUGACAGCAAUAGCCAGCCAUCAACUUCUAUGGAAGACAUCCAUGCACUACAUCAUCUUCAUUCGGGUGUUUCAUCACAGGUUUCCUUUUCGGAUCUCUAUUGACAUAUGAUCAGAGUUGAUAAUUAUCAAGAUUCAUUUAUCUGCUGAGCAUUUUAAAGUUUUCAUGUUUAGUUUUUUUAUCAAUGAAAAAAAUAUGAGAAACUGAUGAACUUACGGUGCUAAAGUGCUUGCAGUAAAACGUUUCAUCAAUUAUA
Molecule: messenger RNA, 1244 nt
Organism: Microplitis demolitor
Lineage: Eukaryota; Metazoa; Arthropoda; Insecta; Hymenoptera; Braconidae
Product: LIM/homeobox protein Lhx9
Exons: 5
Biological process (GO): neuron differentiation; regulation of transcription by RNA polymerase II
Cellular component (GO): nucleus
Molecular function (GO): RNA polymerase II transcription regulatory region sequence-specific DNA binding; DNA-binding transcription factor activity, RNA polymerase II-specific
Source: RefSeq, a predicted model, not a curated record